Molecule: messenger RNA, 1161 nt
Organism: Didymodactylos carnosus
Lineage: Eukaryota; Metazoa; Rotifera; Eurotatoria; Philodinida; Philodinidae
Source: the annotation of a GenBank genome assembly
AUGGUUGAAUCACCAUUCACGAGUCAAAAGCCAACGCUAACAGCAACAACAGCCGAAACAAGAAAAGAAUCAUUCAUUGUAUCAUUUAAUAAGAAAGGUGAUGAUGGUAAAAUUUUACAUCCUGAUUUGGAUUCAGUAAUGGAAGCAUUAAAAUCGAGUGGUGAUUACAAUAAUAAACUGUUUCCUGGUGUAAUUGGUGCUAAACAAACUGCUGAUCUCGUUCAGUUAAUGAAUGUUAAAUUACCAAGAAAUACGGAUCGAACAAAACUUAAAAUUCUUACAUGUGAUGAAGAAAUUCAGCUGGUCUGUGGAAUGUUUAUACAAAAGUGUUUACGAUACGGUCGUUUGACCGGUGCAGCAGACAUUCACAGCAUUCUUGCUAAUGAAGACUAUGAUAUCAGUCUUGAUCGUGUUAAAGAAAUUUUAAAAGUAUUGAAGCCAGCUAUUAAUAUUAAAGAAAACAAAGAUUUUGUUGAAAACAUUGAACGUGGACGAGUUGCAGUUUAUAAUGCUGAUACCAAAACUAUUUCACCACUUGGUUUAGAUACAGAUGAUGAAGAUGAAUAUAAUUUAAAUGAACAGCAAAAAGAAGUAGAAGAGAACGCCCAAGAUAGUGAUAAUGGCAGCGAUGAAGAUGACCCACAAAAUCCUGCUACGGUCAAUCAUACCAAACCACCACAACCACAUUCUCCAGUUUCUGGUUCAAAGUCAUCAAUGCAGCCAAAUGAACAGCAUUGUCCUCCACAGCAUGUUACUGCUCUAGUUCAUGUUAAUCCAUCAGAUUCAAGUGUUUUUACGUCAUUGGAUAAUGAUGACGAUUUUUCCGGAACAGCAAAUGGCUUCUUCAACAACUUCGAUUAUCAAAAAUAUCGGCAAUAUCGAGAUAAUUAUUUAGGUGCGAUACAGAUACGACCACAGCAUUUUGAUCAACAAGCAGGUGGCAGAAGCAACAACUACACAGUUAUGAAUACUGUUAAUUAUUCAAAUGUGCCACAUCAAACAACAAAUCUUUUCGGCUGUUUAAGCGGAAAUAAUCAGUCACAUACAAGUACAACAGUUUUUCCAUAUCAUCAUCACUAUCAAUCCACAACAAAUCCAUUGAAUUAUCAUGCAAAUAAUCAUCUUAAACACAUACAACAGCAAGUAUCAGCAUUUACACCA